Salvelinus namaycush (lake trout) is the source of this 3933-nucleotide messenger RNA. Its product is annotated as desumoylating isopeptidase 1-like. The transcript has 6 exons. Bases 255 to 764 code for a protein of 169 amino acids. The record is from RefSeq and is a predicted model, not a curated record. Gene Ontology annotation, biological process: protein modification by small protein removal. Lineage: Eukaryota; Metazoa; Chordata; Actinopteri; Salmoniformes; Salmonidae. Gene Ontology annotation, molecular function: peptidase activity.
GUGACACAGAAACAACUGAUUAGCAUGCUAGCUGUUAGGUGAUGUCUUACUAUGGUCGUGAAUUUGCCUAAAUUAUUAGAUAGUCGUAAUUCAGCUGCCUUUUUAUUUUGCCCAACAUACGCCAUUUCGGGACGAUUUGUGUUUUGCCAUUUUAGGCCAAGCGGAACCAGAACGAGCUAACGUUACUGUAGCCAGCUCGUAAACAUUGGAGACAAAACAACACUAAAAAACCUGAUUUAACAUCAAGCUGAAAUAUGGAUCAAAAUUACACCUUGUAUCCUGUUAAACUGUACGUUUACGACCUGUCUAACGGAAUGGCUCGCCAGCUGAGCCCCCUCAUGCUAGGGAAACAGCUUGAUGGAAUAUGGCACACUGCUAUUGUUGUCCAUGGAGAGGAGUUCUUCUAUGGGGGAGAGGGCAUCGCAAACUGCCCACCUGGUGGGACGUCCCUGGGAGAACCCAACUCCAUAAUAGACCUGGGCAUCACAGAAGUGACUGAGGAAAUCUUUAUGGAGUACCUGUCUUCACUGGGAGAGUCCACGUACAGGGGGAACCAGUACCAUCUGUUUGAGUGGAACUGUAACACGUUCAGUAACGAAGUGGCCCAGUUCCUCACCGGCAGCAAGAUCCCUGCCCACAUCACAGACCUGCCGGCUGAAGUGCUGUCCACGCCUUUCGGCCAGGCGCUACGUCCGCUUCUGGACUCCAUCAAUAUUGCACCUCAGGGGGGCAACACCUUCAAUGGACAUUAUGGCCAGAGAUAGACCGAUAACACAGGUGCACAGAGUAAUAUAUUAAACGAUCAGUCAGUCUGUGUGGGGGGGUGGGAGAUCUGCAGCUCUGGACCUUUGUAAGUCCCUUACUGAUGUACGUCAGUCAGUCAGUCAGUGGGCCAGGCAGCAACCUAACCCAACCUGACCUCUUUAAUACCUUAAAGGCCCAGUGCAGUCAAAAAAGUGAUUUUCCUGUUUUUUUAUAUAUAUUUCCACACUAUGAGGUGUGAAUAAUACAGUUAAAUUUAUAAUGCCCUUUUAGUGUAGGAGCUGUUUGAAAAGACCGCUGGAAAUUUCAGCGUAUUUUGGUGGGAUGGCGUUUUGGCCUUUCAUGUUGACAUCACCACGUGGUUAAUUAGUUAAUAGACCAAUAAGAAAGAGUUCCAAAACUCUCUGCCAAUAUCAGCACAUUUUCAGUUUUCCCCUCCCCACUCAGACCACUCCCAGACAGUCCUAGCAAAAUUAUUUAUUGAGAAGUUGCUCUUUGCUAAGAAGCAUUAUUUUAUUUUUUUUGACUCAUUUAAAAUAAUCACACUAAGGUACUUAAUUGUUCCCCAGAAAUGAUUUGAUAUUGAGAUAAAAACAGCAGCAUCUGACCUUUUACCCCAGCCCAGGCUGACACUCCCCAGACUUAACAUGAUCCUACCUAACUUACCCCUUUUCCACUUUAAACUUGGCCUGCGAUCUGUGUGUGUAUUUUAGUAUGUCCAUGGAUAUAAAGCUGGUAUUAGGCCGUAAGUGUAUGAUAAGAUAGAUAUUUAUUCUACUCUCCAUAGGAGCUCAUGAUCAGCUGAAUGUAAAACUAGGGAGCUGCAAGGUUUCUAUCUAGAGCCAGAGCUGCAGCUCUUUCCUGCACAGGGGUGGGUAGGGUGUCCUUUUACCUUCCUGUUAUAAGUAAUUAAGUAAGCUAUUUUAGUGUUUUCAUUGUUUUGUUCUUUUUUAAUUACCAUGACAUGACUGCAUUGACACUCCAGAGAGGUAGAGAGAAGGGAUAGAGAAGAUGAAAAGAGAAACAAACAAUGUUUGAGAUUUUAGCUGAAGACGUGAUAAAAACUAUACAAAUUCUGACUUGCACUUGUCUUUAUAUUGUGAACUUGCGUAUUCACUUAUCUUCGUAUCAACUUCCAACUGUCUGGUGUCAAGGUUUAUUCCUCGAAAACAUUGUUACACACAAGCACACACACUCAAGAUCAUCAAGCUAUGACCUCGUGUGACCUGUACAGACGUGCUCAAAUUUGUUGGUACCCCUCCACAAAAAACGAAGAAUGCACAAUUUUCUCUGACAAAAGUAAUUGGCGUCCACUGUUGUUUAUUCCAUAUUUAAUAGAGGUAGUUUGGCCCACUCUUCCUGAGCCAACUGCUCCAGCUGUCACAGGUUUGAUGGGUGCCUUCUCCAGACUGCAAGUUUCAGCUCUUUCCAUAGAUGUUCGAUAGGAUUCCGAUCAGGACUCAUAGAACGCCACUUCAGAAUAGUCCAAUGUUUUGUUCUUAUCCAUUCUUGGGUGCGUUUAGCUGUGUGUUUGGGGUCAUUAUCCUGUUGGAGGACCCAUGACCUGCGACUGAGACAGAGCUUUCUGACACUGGGCAGUACGUUUCGCUCCAGAAUGCCUUGAUAGUCUUGAGAUUUCAUUGUGCCCUGCACAGAUUCAAGGUACCUGUGCCAGGCGCAGCAAAACAACCCCAAAACAGAACCCAGCCUCCUCCAUGUUUCACUGUAGGUAUGUUGUUCUUUUCUUUGAAAGCUUCAUGUUUCCGUCUGUGAACAUAGAGCUGAUGUGACUUGGCAAAAAGCUCCAGUUUUGGAGGACAUUCUCUCAGGAUUGUGGCUUGUCAUUAUGCAUUUUAGAAAAUUCCAGUCCGGCUUUUUUGUGUUUUUCUUUCAAAAGUGGAGUCCUCCUGGGUCUACUUCCAUGGAGCCCAUUUUCGCUCAAAAAGCGACGGAUGGUGCGAUCAGAAACUGAUGUACCUUCACCUUGGAGUUCAGCUUGUAUCUCUUUGGCAGUUAUCCUUGGUUCUUUUUCUACCAUUCGCACUCUCCUUCUGUUCAAUCUGGGGUCGAUUUUCCUCUUGUGGCCUCGCCCAGUGAGGUUGGCUACAGAUCCAUGGACCUUAAACUUAAUAUAAUUUGCGACUGUUGUCACAGGAACAUCAAGCUCCUUGGAUAUGGUCUUGUAGCCUUUACCUUUACCAUACUUGUCUAUUAUUUUCUUUCUGAUCUCCUCAGACAAAUCUCUCCUUUGCUUUCUCUGGUCCAUGUUCAGUAUGGUGCACACAAUGAUACCAAACAGCACAGUGACUACUUUUCUCUAUUUAAAUAGGCUGAAUGACUGAUUACAAGAUUGGAGACGUGUGAUACUAAUUAAAGAAACAAAUUAAUUUGAAAUAUCACUAUAAUCCAGUUAUUUAUUAUAUUUUCUAAGGGGUACCAACAAAUGUGUCCAGGCCAUUUUAGAAUAUCUUUGUAGAAUAAGCAAUAAUUAAUAUUUUCACAGCUUCUUUGCUUUAUUCUAUGACAUAGGCAUGCAAGUAUACAGCUUUUAAUUUAGUCACUUUUCAUGAGGAAUGAAGUAUUAUUUCAAUGAGCUGUAAGGGCACCAACUAAUUUGAGCACGUCUGUAUGUAGGAUUUUACAGUAAUACACUGAACAACUGCAUUUUCCAGAAUUGGUAUACUUAUACCUUUCAAAUUAGCAGGAAUGCACCAUAUCUAGGCAUUUUCUAAGAUUGGAAUGUUGUUGAGAGUCUCUGUACUGUUUUCUUGCAAUCAGUGUGCAGCCUAAUGUUGUUCCAGCAUAGGAAAUCACUCUCCAUAUCAAGAGUUAUGCCAACCGCCAUUCACUUUUUUCAUGAUAUCAAGUGUCUGUGAUUUUGUUGCCAUUAUUUGUUUUAAUCGGUUUAUUUAUUUUAAUAUUAUAUACACAAGACUGUCUUUGUAAGUUACAUACUUGAAUUUAUUACCUAAUGUUAUUAUGAGCAUACAUAUCGUUAUUAUAAUUAUUGUAUUAUCAAGAUUUAAUAUAUUCGGUAAUUCACAUUUGGUAUUGAGUCAAAGUUGUGAUACCCCAAAAAUGUCCAUCCUUACUCUGUCCACUAUUGCUGAUGUAAAGAUCCUGUUUCUUUUUAACGAAACUCUUGCCUCUGCUUGAUUAAAGACAACUUUU